AUGGUUGAUUCGAAACAAGUCUUGAAGUUGUACAAACAACUUCUCAAUAAAGCUUACAAAUUUGACAAUUACAAUUUCCGCGAAUAUUCGAAAAGAAGAGUCCAUGAUGCAUUUAAGGAACAUAAAUAUUUAACUGAUGAAGAACAGAUAAACAAGUUUUACAAUGCUGGUAUUGAUAAUCUAGCGUUGUUGACGAGACAAACGACGAUUUCGCAGUUGUAUACUUUUGAUAAGUUGGUUGUUGAGCCUUUGAAGAAGCAUCAUUGA
Messenger RNA from Lodderomyces margitis, 267 nucleotides. RefSeq lists its product as uncharacterized. The transcript has a single exon. The record is from RefSeq and is a predicted model, not a curated record. Gene Ontology annotation, cellular component: L-cysteine desulfurase complex; mitochondrion. Gene Ontology annotation, biological process: iron-sulfur cluster assembly. The coding region runs from base 1 to 267 and encodes 88 amino acids. Lineage: Eukaryota; Fungi; Ascomycota; Pichiomycetes; Serinales; Debaryomycetaceae.